AUGCCGGGCAUGGUUUCGGUUUCUUACAUCGCCUGGACAUACCGAGCUCCGGUCUCGUGCUCUGUGGUAUCUCCUAUGCAGGCUACUACUGCCUACGGCUGCAGCUGGACACCCAGACCCUACAGCGAGAGUAUUUCAUCCUUGCCCACGAUCUUCCGGAUGACCUGUCCAUCAUCGAGGCGCGAAUCGACGUGGCACCUUCGCCUUCACAGCGACGGAGUGUCAGCGACAUCGGUAGGCCGGCAACCACGCAUUUGCGCACACUGGCGCAUUUUCGUGAUGCCCUUUUCGCCACGGGCAUUCGGAUUGCCACAGGCCAGAAGUUUUUGCGCAGUGACAGUCGAAAGUCCGGCUUUAGAACGCAGAGAAUCGUGUGUGCGCCGGUUCUGUAUGGGGUCAUCCGUUGUUGCUGGUACAGUGCAGGAUGUCCAUGCAGGACAUGUUGCAGUCGUUGCUUCCCUCCUGACAGUGGGAGAUGGGCAUGACACCUGGCGAAGUCGAUAUCAUCUAAACCUAGUAGUAGAAUAG
Symbiodinium sp. CCMP2592 is the source of this 528-nucleotide messenger RNA. Lineage: Eukaryota; Dinophyceae; Suessiales; Symbiodiniaceae. The record is from the annotation of a GenBank genome assembly.